Sphenostylis stenocarpa is the source of this 1149-nucleotide messenger RNA. The record is from the annotation of a GenBank genome assembly. NCBI's taxonomy places the organism in Eukaryota, Viridiplantae, Streptophyta, Magnoliopsida, Fabales, Fabaceae.
AUGAGGGCCGGACCUUCAUCUACUCACUACUUACGCAAUAACCGAUCCUCGGACGGAGCCGUAGGUAUUCCUACUUAUGAGAACAUAGUAAUGGAGAAGAUAAUAGCCGAAAUAGGAUUCGUUUUGGCUAGAGCGCCCAAAUCUGCUAUAUAUUUGACACGGGUUUGCCGUAAUGCUAAAACAAUGGCGAAUGCAUAUAUAGUACCUGUGUUACCAAAACGCUUACCUUUUGAUUCAUGUCGAUUCUAUUCUUCGUCUGAGACAACUGGAAGUGAGGAUCAAUCUCAGCAUGGAUUUCAAUUGCACCGCCAAGGAUCAAAAGAAAGGCGUACACCAAUCCAUCUUACUUCGUCUCAGAAGCCCGCAACGAGGUCAAACCCGGAGACCGUGAUUGUGAACAAGUUUCACGAUCGAGCGUACAACAGAGCGAGAUACACUCUUGUGUCGUAUGUUCUGCACGACUGCACCGGAAGUGCCGUUUACAGCCCCUUGCACCAAACCGUCAUAGCCAUGGCUGAGGCUGCCUUCAACACCAUCAACCUCGAAUCCCACGACGGCGCUCACCAUCGCUUGGGCGUUGUUGAUGACAUCGUUUUCCACCCUCUCGCACGUGCGUCAAUCGGUGAGGCAGCGUGGCUCGCCAAAGCUGUUUCGGCAGACAUUGGCAACCGUUUCAGUGUGCCAGUGUUUCUGUACGCCGCGGCCCACCCAACAGGGAAAGCGCUGGACACCAUAAGGCGAGAACUCGGGUACUACCGACCUAAUUUCCAGGGCAGCCAAUGGGCCGGAACAGUUUCACGGGCCAAAGGUAUCUCACUGAUCGGGGCACGCCCUUGGGUGGCACUCUACAGUGUGCCGAUCCAGUGCACUGACGUGUCAUCGGCAAGAAGAAUCGCACGGAAGGUGAGUGCUCGCGGUGGUGGGCUUCCCACGGUGCAAACGCUUGCGCUUGUCCAUGGCGAGGACUACUCUGAGAUAGCCUGCAUGCUGCUGGAGCCCAACCAGAUUGGAGCAGACAGGGUGCAGCACACGGUGGAGACGCUGGCAGCACUAGAAGGAAUUGACGUGGAACAGGGUUACUUCACCGACUCUUCUCCCGAAAUGAUUGUGGAGGAAUACAUGAAACUGAUUACUGCUAACAGAUCGUGA